Ilex paraguariensis (yerba mate) is the source of this 1311-nucleotide messenger RNA. The record is from the annotation of a GenBank genome assembly. Lineage: Eukaryota; Viridiplantae; Streptophyta; Magnoliopsida; Aquifoliales; Aquifoliaceae.
AUGGACCAACACCCCAAACCCAGAAGCAUUCUUGAAUCAUUAGGUGAAGAAAUCAUUAGGAUCAUAACACCAGUCUCGAUUUGCAUGUUCUUGGUGGUCAUUCUGGUCUCAAUAUUGAACAACGACUCCACCUCUUCAUCAUCAUCCGGAUCAUCAAUCGCCACCAUAGCUUACACCGAGAACAGCUCAGACUCGACAUGGGACAAAUUUAAAGGUGCCCUUUUGAAUUCACUUGUGUUUGUUGCUGUUGUCACUGUUGUUACCUUCCUUCUGGUCCUACUGUUCUAUCUCAGAUGCACUAGGUUCUUGAAAUACUACAUGGCUUUCUCUACUUUCCUUGUUUUGGGAUUCAUGGGUGCUGAAAUUGCUUUGUUCCUGAUCCAAGACUUCAGCUUUCCCAUUGAUUGCAUUACUUUUGCGUUGGGUUUGUUUAAUUUCACUGUUGUUGGUGUAUUGGCUGUGUUCAUGUCAAAGAUGGCCAUUUUUGUUACACAAGGGUAUUUGGUUGUUAUUGGAAUGCUGGUUGCUUAUUGGUUUACUCUUUUGCCUGAAUGGACUACUUGGGUGCUUUUGGUUGCCAUGGCAUUGUAUGAUCUGGCUGCUGUUUUGUUGCCCGGCGGGCCGUUGAGGCUCUUGGUAGAGCUUGCAAUAUCUAGGGAUGAAGAUAUCCCAGCUUUAGUCUACGAGGCCCGGCCAGUUACUCAUCCUGAGUUGGAUCGAAGGGGUGUAGUUCAUAGGCGGGUAUGGAGAGAGAGAAGUGGUGUUGAUCCUGAUUUGAAUUACAGCUUGAAUAAUGGUUCUAACUUGAGUUCAAAUGCCAAUUCUGCGUCCAAAUCGAAUCCUAUUAUUGGUCCUGUGGUAUCUGUUGGAAGUGAUCAGAAUCAGAUGCAAUUGGCUAAUGGUGAAGAAAGCCGGGUCUCUAGAGUGGAUUCUGAGCUCUCUGCACCAUUAAUUGAACACAGAAUAAAUGUGCAGAUGCAUUCACAUCAAGACACAGUGUCGAGUGAAAAUUUGGCACUUGAGGGAAUUGGGUUGGGAGCAUCCGGUGCUAUCAAGUUGGGACUAGGUGACUUCAUCUUCUACAGCGUGUUGGUUGGUAGAGCUGCAAUGUAUGAUUUUACAACAGUCUACGCAUGUUAUCUUGCUAUUGUAGCUGGUCUUGGUAUUACUCUGGUGCUACUUGCGUUAUAUCAGAAAGCUUUGCCUGCUCUUCCAGUAUCUAUUAUGCUAGGCGUGCUAUUUUAUUUGUUGGCUCGACUAUUACUUGAAGCUUUUGUUGUACAAUGUUCAGUGAACCUCUUGAUGUUUUAG